GUCGCAUGAGCUUUGUUAUCGCGUUACCAAGAUGGCGUCCCAGCAGCAACAGCAGGCUGUCGGUCAAAUGUCUCAAGCUGGUUUACAACAAACUGCAUCAACGCAGCAGCAGCUGCAAGACUUUGAUCCAGUUCACAGAUUUAAGAUGCUUAUCCCGCAGCUGAAGGAGAGUUUACAGAAUCUAAUGAAGAUUGCAGCGAUGAAUUUGGCCCAUAACACGUCCAUUGAUAACGGCAUUAAAAGCAGCGACACUCCAGUCCAGCGCUUUGACAAAAGCCUAGAGGAGUUUUACGCCCUUUGCGACCAAGUAGAACUGUGUUUGCGUCUGGCGCACGAGUGCCUCUCUCAGAGCAUCGACAGCGCCAAACAUUCCCCCAAUUUGGUCCCCACCGCCACCAAGCCGGACACGGUGCAGACAGAGUCCAUGUCUUACGCCCAGUACCUCAGCAUGAUCAAGUCUCAGAUCUCCUGUGCCAAAGACAUCCACAAUGCUUUACUGGAGUGCUCCAAGAAGAUCGCAGGAAAGGGACAGCCCCAGGUUAUCAUUUAGACCCCGGACUGAAUAUUCUCAUUCUUUUUUUUUUUUUUUUUUUUUUUUAUGUAUGUCACAACAAGAAGAUGCAAAUCCAUCAUUGUUCACGUUUUUUAUUUUUUAUUUUAUUUUUGUUGGUUUUGUUAAUGCUGUGUAAAUAUUCCUGACAGUUGCGCUUUGUAUGACCAGCAGGAGGCGACAAAGUAGCGCUACCUAUUUUGUAACAUAUUUCUAUUGACUAUUAAAACUUUUCUGGAGUGUUUUUUACACGUUUAUCUGGUCAUCUGUUAAAGCAAAAGCAG
This is a messenger RNA of Fundulus heteroclitus (mummichog), 834 nucleotides long. RefSeq names its product mediator complex subunit 29 (gene med29). Gene Ontology annotation, cellular component: mediator complex. NCBI's taxonomy places the organism in Eukaryota, Metazoa, Chordata, Actinopteri, Cyprinodontiformes, Fundulidae. The record is from RefSeq and is a predicted model, not a curated record. Gene Ontology annotation, molecular function: transcription factor binding; transcription coregulator activity. The transcript is spliced from 4 exons. Bases 32 to 550 code for a protein of 172 amino acids. Gene Ontology annotation, biological process: regulation of transcription by RNA polymerase II.